AUGCAAAGUUACAAGUGCUUCAGGAAAAAUGCACGCCUACCACAACACUUUUUUUGUCAACAUGUUUCAACUUUAAACAAAAAAAACCACCUCAUCAGUUGCGAAGACGAGAAAAGAACCAGAAAAAUAGCAGAGCACGUGUACGCUACCUUGGUAGCUAGCCAUCAUACUAAUCACAACUGUCAGAAGAACGCACAAAAUGAACCCACCCCGAGCUCCCUAAAAAGAAUCAUCUCGUCGUAUUUGUUACGUAAAAUAAAAAAAAUAAAGAAAGCGCAAAAUUCGACAGGUACUGAAGUAGCUAAGGAGAGUACCCCCUUGGUUCAUGGGCUACCUGGAAGUAGAAGCUACGCUGCUGCCUCACCGCAUUGCCUCCAGCGUAGGUUUUACCACCCCCAAAAGUAUCUCCCAAAAAAUGGACCAACCCUAAACAACGCACACCACCAUUUUAGCUACACACGUAGCAGUCGAAAAAAGGGAGGAGCUCCCAAUAAUAUCUCCCCCUGUGCACCCAACCGCAACACAAGAGAUGACAAAAAUGAAGAGCAUCAUCGCGAAGUUGUUCACUCCCGGAAGUAUGCCAAGUGCAAUGAUGUGGUGCAUCCAACGUAUUACCCUCUCCAAAGAGGGAUAACAAACAAGUGUCUACAUCUCUAUGUCCCCCUGAAAUGGUUUGGAACGAACGUGGGGAAGGAGAGCCAAGGGGAACGAGCCGCUUUUCGGGAUAAAGCCGAGAAGGAGGGGGCCGAAUCUGAAUGGGGCGCCUACAGGAGCGAUCACACCGCGAGUAGCAGUCCCGCCGCGAGUAGCAAUCCCACCGAGAGUAGCAAUCCCACCGCGAAUGGCAACCCCGCCGCGAAUGGCAGCCACGGCGGAGAACGCCCAGACGCCCCCCAUGAAGAAUACGAAAAGCUAAAAAUAAAAGAAUUGGAAAAAAUAUUGAACACCCUGGAAAAGAUAAACGAAAAUAAAAACAGCAAAAUAAACGUAAACAUAAAAAUCUUAGUUGUUUCCCUUGUGACCUGCUUGAAUAUGUUUCUGUAUAUCGUCUUUACCACCCUCGUCACAAAAAGGAGAACCAUCAUCAGGAAAUUUAUGAACAAGUCAGAACAAAACACGUUUAAUAUUUUUUUAGAUUCAAUCCAAAAUGUCGAACAAGUAAAAUACUAUACAAACGAAAUGCACGAAUUGAAAAAAUUUAUAAAAGAGCAAAAGAAAUAUGAAAGGGAAGCCAUUAAUGUUCAGAAAUCUUUAUCCCUCCUAAAUUUUGGCCAACAGAUUAUUCUAAAUUUUAAUCUUUUCCUGUGUCUUUACCUAACGUAUAUAAAUAUAGCCAAUGAUGUUUUCCCCUUCAGUUACCUUAUCCUGGUGAAUACACUUCUUUUUCAGCUAGCUAUGCCUCUGAACAUGUUUGGGACUAUCUACCGAGAAACCAAACUGAGUCUUGUCGACAUAGAAUGCAUGAUCAAAAUUCUUGUCAAGAAAAUUCAGUCGCUAGACUAUUCCAGCAAAUUAGAAAUACAAACCGGCAACAUCAAAUUUGAAAACGUCUCCUUUAAGUACCCCCUCAUGGAGGAAAAAAACGACUCGGAGCUUCGAACAAGUGAGGGAGACAACCAAAAUGGAGUGCCUACAAAAAGCAUAUCCAAAUUCUCCCAACUUUUCAAAACCAUGAGGGAUAAGUUUUUCUUCCCCAAAAAAUGGCUCAACUCAGGGGAGCAGCCAAUUCCACCCAUGAGCGAAGAAAUAAAGAACAACUUAAAGAACGCACUUAGGGAGAGCAUCCAAACAACAUCUCUCACCUCGACAACGAAUGAACCCAAGAGAGACACAAAUCAAAAAGAAAAUAACUAUAUCUUCCAAAACUUCACGUGUAAUAUUGAAAAUGGAGAAAAGGUAGCCAUCAUAGGGAAAAGCGGAUUGGGAAAAAGCACACUCAUAAAAUUGCUGCUGAAAUUUUACGAAAUAAAUAGUGGCAAUAUAUACAUUGAUAAUAAAAAUAUUGAAAACAUAAAUCUGUACACUUUGCGAAAGAACAUAAGUGUAGUUCCGCAAGACACCAUCCUUUUCAACAACACCAUUUCGUACAAUAUAAAGUAUGGCAAUUUUCAAUGUACAGAUAAACAAAUGAUUGAUGCUUGCGUGCAGUCAGAAUUACAUGAAAAAAUUUUGCAAAUGGAUAAACAGUAUGAUACUCUUGUUGGGGAAAGAGGCACCAAAUUAUCCAUUGGAGAAAAACAAAGAAUUUGCAUAGCUAGAUGCUUUUUAAAAAAUUCAAAAAUUAUCGUCCUUGAUGAACAUGCAAGCAAUUUGGACAAUGAAAAUAAAAAAUCCAUAGAGAAAGCGCUACAUAAAUUAUGCCUCGGAAAAACUACCUUUGUUAUUACACACCUGAUGGAAAAUCUCCAAACGAUGGAUAAAAUUAUUUUCUUCAGUGGGAAUAAUAUUUUCGUUGGCAGCCACAACGAGUUGAUGAUUGCAAAUCCUUCUUACCGGGAGUUCUUGAACUCGAGGAAUAAUCAGCUGCUGUGA
Molecule: messenger RNA, 2532 nt
Organism: Plasmodium cynomolgi strain B
Lineage: Eukaryota; Apicomplexa; Aconoidasida; Haemosporida; Plasmodiidae
Product: ABC transporter
Exons: 2
Coding region: 1-2532 (843 amino acids)
Biological process (GO): transmembrane transport
Cellular component (GO): membrane
Molecular function (GO): ATP hydrolysis activity; ABC-type transporter activity; ATP binding
Source: RefSeq, a predicted model, not a curated record